AACUGAUUCUGCAAUCUGCUUGCUAGACGAGAAAAAAAAAAAAUCAAGCUCAGAAGCGAGAGAGGGAGCUGAUGAGUAGUGCCGGCGGAGGAUAAGGAAAAUGCAAACCCUUGUCCAUACUCAUCCCUGUAAGUCUUUUGCUCUUCUCAGUUCUUCACCACCGUUUAAUCUUUAUGAAUCAGUUCAGUACACAGCUUUGAACUCAUGUUCUGUUAAGAGAGCCCCAAUUAGCAGAGUACCAAAAGCCUUGCCAUUUUCUAGGAAAGUUCGAUUCUUGAGAGAUAACCAUGUAGUACUUUUCUCGAAAAAUGAUAGCUUUGAUGAUUUUUCCAAUACCCAGUUGCCAGGAAAGGUUGAGAAUGAUGGAAUUGAAGGAAAUGAGGGGCUUGAGCUGUUAAAUAAGCCUAGUCCAGCACCUGUGAAUAAUGGGAUUGCCUCAGAAGUUGGUAAAGAAUCUGAAAAGGCUAAUAAAGAUGAGGCUUUGCAGCAUUUUUUGAAGUUUUUUAAGCCGAGAGAUUCAUUAGGAGAAGGGGAAGAAGUGGAAAACAAGGGAGUUGAAUUAGGAGUUUCUCAGGAGGAAAGUGAUGAAUCUAAGAAGGAAAGUGAUGAAUCUGGGAAGGUUAAUGUGGAAUAUUAUGAGCCAAGACCUGGUGAUUUUGUGGUGGGCGUUGUUGUUUCUGGUAAUGAGAAUAAACUUGAUGUGAAUGUUGGGGCAGACAUGUUGGGUACAAUGUUGACAAAAGAGGUGCUGCCUCUGUACGACAAAGAUAUGGAAUAUUUAUUGUGUGAUAGGAAGAAUAAUCUUGAGGAGUUUAUGGUUCAUGGGAAGAUUGGAAUUGUUAAGGAUGAGGAUGCAAUGAGUGGGGAGCCAGUCCUAGGAAGGCCAGUGGUUGAGACUGGAACAGUUCUGUUUGCCGAGGUUCUUGGAAGGACUCUUAGUGGUCGGCCUUUGCUUUCAACACGACGAUUCUUCCGUAGGAUUGCAUGGCAUCGAGUGAGGCAGAUAAAACAACUCAAUGAGCCCAUUGAGGUUGAAUUCAGAGAGUGGAAUACUGGUGGACUCCUGACAAGAGUUGAGGGUUUGCGGGCUUUCCUUCCAAAAGCUCAGUUGAUGAAGAGAGUGAACAACUUUGCUGAGUUGAAAAACUAUGUGGGGUGCCGAAUGUACGUGCUGAUUACUCGAGUAAAUGAGGCUAAUAAUGACUUGAUACUGAGUGAGAGGGAAGCUUGGGAAAUGCUGCACCUUCGAGAUGGAACGCUUGUAGAUGGAACUGUUAAGAAAAUUUUACCAUAUGGAGCCCAAAUACUAAUAGGUGAAUCGAACAAAAGUGGGUUGCUGCAUAUCUCAAAUAUGAGCAAAAACCGAAUCACUGCUGUUGGUGACUUACUUAAAGAGGGGGAGAAGGUCAAAGUCCUAGUUGUGAAGUCGCCUUUUCCUGACAAAAUAUCCCUCAGCCUUGCUGACCUUGAGAGUGAGCCUGGCCUAUUUAUAUCAAACAAACAGAAAGUGUUUUCUGAGGCUGAAGAGAUGGCUAAACAAUACAGGCAAAAGCUACCAGCUGCUAUAGCUCCUCCUAACAUAGAACCCUUCCCCACUGAAGUUCCCCCUUUUGAAGAUGAAGCAAGUCUCUAUGCAAAUUGGAAAUGGUUCAAAUUUGAGAGAGAUGAUGAAUCAGAUUGACUACUGAUUAAAGGUUUCAUUGCCCUCAAUGAACUUGCAAAGCUGAGGAUCAAGGUCUUACGCUUCCAACCCCUCUGUUUGUCAAAUGAGCACUCACCUUGCCAUUGAAGAAAAGGGAAACUUCUCUCAUUAGGCAAACAACCCUUCUGCCGGAAUUGGGAGAGAAAUCUCCUCUAGCAUGUGAUUAUGUUUCACAUCACAAAUCCCCUGUUCAUCUGGGAGUUCAGGGAGCAAUAGACCAACACAAUACAAGAUAAUCACGCUCUUAACAUGACUUCCACUGUCAAAUGUUGUAUCAUCAAACAUUGUGUUACAAAUGAUUCUUGUCUGUUGGCAAUCAUAAUGUUUAUUUUGAGAGGUAAUGAUUUUUCAUUGGAGCUUUUGUUUUCUUGAUGUUUUUAUUAAUUUAAUAAUAAGAAUAAUAAAAG
Rubroshorea leprosula is the source of this 2109-nucleotide messenger RNA. The record is from the annotation of a GenBank genome assembly. NCBI's taxonomy places the organism in Eukaryota, Viridiplantae, Streptophyta, Magnoliopsida, Malvales, Dipterocarpaceae.